UAGCCACAAGUGUAUUGUAAAUUAGUAAUUUGUGCUGUUGGUGCAUCUCAUUUUGUUUUAAUUAAAUAAUUUUAAUUUUAUUAUUUAAGUUAUUAUAUUCUUGACAAAGGUGCAAAUAAAAGCGCACCUUACUUGUGUGUUAUAAAAUGUAUCCGACUACGAUAAUCGGACGUAGCUAUUUUCUAUUUCUUUCACUGCUAAUUGUGGGUGUGCUCGCUCAAUAUGAAUGGCAAGCGCGAGAUCCUUUUGAUGAAAUAAAAGUUAAAUUUGACAAAGUAAAUGGUGACAAUUGUCUCAUUCAACAUGACAACGAUUUAUAUAUGCCCGAAGACACUGUGUCGCAUAAACCGGACAUUAAGGAAAUAAACAUAAACCCAAUUUUCCCAAAUCGUACCGCGCUGCUUCACCUGCAUAACAUGGCAUUAAGUCGCAGCUUCUUUUGGAGUUACAUAUUGCAGUCACGUUUUAUACGCCCAGCCAUAAACGAUACCUAUGAUCCCGGCAUGAUGUACUAUAUGCUAUCGACUGUUGCAGAUGUGUCAGCUAAUCCACAUAUAAAUGCUUCAGCUAUAUAUUUUGCACCCAACAGUUCAUAUUCACCAACUUAUCGCGGUUUCUUCAACAAAACCUUCCCACGCUUUGCACCGCGCACAUUCCGUUUAGAUGAUUUUAAUGAUCCAAUACAUUUGCAAAAAAUUUCGACUUGGAACACUUUCGAUGUGCGUGACUUGGGUGCUUUUCCGCCAGAAUCUAUGUCGAAAGAUUACACCAGUGAUUUGUAUAAGAUAAAUGAGUGGUAUGGCCUGUGGUUACCUGAUGACGUGGAAGGGCGACAUGACACAAAAACUACUUAUCAAGUCGAAAUACGUUAUGCAAAUAACACAAAUGAAACUUAUACAUUUCAUGGUCCGCCGGGAGCUGAUGAAAUUCCCGGACCAGUUAAUUGGACAAAACCAUAUUUUGAUUGUGGACGUUCAAAUAAAUGGAUGGUCGCUGCUGUAGUUCCUAUUGCUGAUAUAUAUCCGCGUCAUACACAAUUCAGGCAUAUCGAAUAUCCAAAAUAUACUGCCGUGGCUGUGUUAGAGAUGGACUUUGAGCGUUUAGACAUAAAUCAGUGUCCGAAGGGAGAAGGUAAUAAAGGGCCGAAUCAUUUUGCCGAUACCGCUCGAUGUAAGAAGGAAACUACAGAGUGUGAACCGUUACAGGGUUGGGGCUUUCGACGUGGCGGUUAUCAGUGCAGAUGUAAGCCUGGGUAUCGACUGCCUAACGUCGUAAGGCGUCCCUACCUAGGCGAGAUAGUAGAAAGAGCUCCAGCUGAGCAAUACUACAAUGAAUAUGAUUGUCUUAAAAUUGGAUGGGUACAGAAAGUGCCGAUACAAUGGGAACGUGCUCCAUAUCAUGUGCGAGAAAAAUACUUAGAUCUGCAUCCAGAGUACCGUAACUACACAACAGGAUCACGAUCCUUGCACUCUGAAAACAUUAAUAUUGACCAAGUGUUGAAGUUCAUACACGGUGUCAACUAUCGCACUUGUAAAAAUUUCCAUCCACAAGAUUUGAUAUUGCGUGGCGAUGUCAGCUUUGGUGCUGCAGAACAAUUUGAAAACGAAGCGAAAAUGGCUGUGCGUCUUGCUAAUUUCAUUAGUGGUUUCCUUCAGAUUUCUGAUCCGAAUGAGGUAUAUUCAGGCAAACGUGUGGCCGACAAACCUCUGACCGAAGAUCAAAUGAUUGGCGAAACGCUCGCUAUUGUUAUUGGCGAUUCCAAAGUAUGGUCUGCUGCUACCUUUUGGGAACGUAAUAAAUUCACGAACCGUACAUACUUUGCACCCUAUGCUUACAAAACUGAUUUAAAUACGCGUAAAUUUAAAGUGGAAGAUUUAGCACGUCUAAAUAAGACACAUGAAAUCUACACCGAAAAAAAAUAUUUCAAGUUUUUGAAACAACGGUGGUCGACAAAUUUCGAUGAUUUAGAAACUUUCUACCUAAAAAUGAGAAUACGUCACAAUGAAACAGGUGAAUACCUGCAGAAAUAUGAGCACUUCCCGAAUUCGUAUCGUGCGGCAAGCAUAAAACACGGAUACUGGACUCAGCCGCAAUUUGACUGCGAUGGUUAUGUCAAAAAGUGGCUAAUAACAUAUGCUGUACCCUUCUUUGGUUGGGAUAGUCUUAAAGUAAAACUGGAAUUCAAAGGUGUAGUCGCUGUAUCAAUGGACAUGCUACAGUUGGACAUAAAUCAAUGCCCAGAUUGGUAUUAUGAGCCGAAUGCUUUUAAAAAUACACACAAAUGCGAUGAGAAAACAUCUUAUUGCGUACCUAUAAUGGGACGAGGCUAUGAAACUGGUGGUUACAAAUGUGAAUGCUUGCAGGGUUAUGAAUAUCCAUUUGAAGAUUUAAUUACAUAUUAUGAUGGUCAAUUGGUAGAGGCUGAAUACCAAAAUAUUGUAACGGACACAGAAACACGUUAUGAUAUGUUUAAAUGCCGUUUGGCGGGCGCAGCUGGUCUGCAAGGAGCGGUGUCACUUGUAAUAUCAUUAGUUGGUUUAAUACUAGUAUUAAUUUAUAAAUUUAGAUAAAAAUCUAACAUAUUGUUUUUAAACAAUCCGUCCAAAUAUGUAAUAUGUUCCAAGGAAUGGGCAGUUAGGACAAAGAUCUAACAUAAAAAUUAAUAACAAAAAAUCUGUCCAAAAAUAUUAAGCAUUCCAAGGAAUUCAAAAAGAUAAAAAAUCUCCACUUCAAAACAAAUUAACCAACCUUAAAUAGAUAAGUAGAAAGCAGCAAGAAGCAGCAAAUAAACAUUUAAUAUCAUUUAUUAUAACAAAUCCGUCCAAAAAUAUUAUUAAGUAACAUUCCAAGGAAUUAAUAAUUAAAGAUAAAGAAUCCUAAUUACAGAAUAAAUGAAAUAACUACAGAUAGUUACCUGUAUUAUAGAAACGACACAGAAAAAAAAACAUUUCAAUUGAUUUAUUAAAAAUCCGUCCAAAAACAAUAUUAAACAUUCCAUGGAAUGAAAUAUGUUUUAAAAUGUAAAGAAUAUUGAAUUCAGAAUAAAUCAAACAAUUUCAGAUGGAGAGGUAUAUUAUAGAAACAACUUUAAGCAUUACAGAAGUAACAAAGAAAACAAAAACAAAUUUAUUAUAACAAAUAUAAAAUAAAAAGAUAUUAAACAUUCCAAGUAAUUUAAAACAACAACGAACAACUUCAUAUAUAUAAGUGUUUGGAAACCCAUUAUAACAUAAAUCAAUUGGAUGAAACAAUAGCCGGCGAAAUGUCAAAAAACUUUUUUCAACAGAUUUGCAAUACAGUACAAAAAAUUCAAGUUCCAAAAAUAGAAAACAGCUCUCAUAAACUCAAGAAUAAAUAAAUAAACCGAUGAAGAUCGGAGUAAGAAAAUCUAGAACUAUUCUUUGCAGUAUUUAAAGAUCCUAGAUAUAUGAAUAAUUAAGGAGUAUAUCUAGAACUAUAUGAAACACUCUUGUCUGACAUACUAAGUAAAUGUUAGAAAAUUUGAUUUGCUCAAUUUUCACCCGCACUCCACUUUUUUUACACCAAUAAAAAUGCUAACUAACAAGGAAUCGUAUAUAUAUUAAUUAUGUGACAACAAAAAAAGCAGCAACAGCAAAGAAUCAUCAUUAUUGAUAUAUAUCUCUCCCCGAACAAUGCCGUCUUUUAUGCAAGGCGAUUAAGUUGUAGACACAAUCUAUUACAAAGCAUCUAGUUAUUUGUCAGUUUUUCAUUCAGAAUGGAAUAAAAAAUGUUAAAAUCAAGAAAAGCGCAAGUAAAGAAAUAUGAAAAAUGAAAAAUGAAAAAUGAUGCCACAGCACCACCUCAAACAUAGACUCAAGUUACUCAUUCAUGCUCUCCUCAACAACAAUAAUUGGCAAAACGGCGCAAAGCGCAAAACGGAAAUUCCUAUGUCAACAAAAAAUGAAAACAAUUUUUUCCUAUAUUUCCUAUAUUUGAUAUGUGAAUCGUGUAUUGUGUAUAUCUUGUAUCUCAAAACUACAAAGAUUCAUGUUAAUAGGCAUGAAAGAUAACAGCUGUAGCUCUGCAAGCGACAGCUCACGAAACACACUGACCGACACUGAGCGACAAAUUCAAUUCAACAGAUUUAACAGAUUCAACAGGCAACAGGCAGAGCAGAGGCAGGAAGGAUGAAAAACCUGUUAAUAUCUAAAAGUGAAAAAAUAAUAAUAAUUGCAUAGCUACAGCUAAGCCUUGGCGAUAUUGUGGCUGUUUAGAUUGUUAAGGGUGCGCUUGAGCACAGCCGCUUUUUUACUGUCCAAAUUAAUAAACUACUAAAAAGUCUAAUGCGACACGUCCGUCCAACACAUCAAAACUGGAGACAGGGUUGAAAAGUGUGUAGCUUCUUAUUACAAAUUUUUGCACACAUUUUUUCUUAAAGGCGAAUACUGCAGAUACAAAAAAGCAGCACCCGUAAUGCAAAGCCGUUGCCAAACCAAGUAAAAAAGGAGAAUCUCGAGGAACGGCUGCAAAAAAUUAUACUUUAAUAUUUAUACGUCGGUCGAAUUGCAUGAAUUAAUUUUUUUUUUUUGGUUUUUGUUUUUUUGAGGAUAUAAAGGAUAUAUAGUUGAUCAUCAUUAAUGGACACAUGAAAACGGCGUAAUUUUACUUUAUUAUCUGUACCCUGAGAACUUUUUGUCACAAUAUAUACAAUUUUUUAUUUUAAAUUCUAAUGGCGAUGAUGAUUUAAUAUAAAAAAAAUUAAAAAAUUGCAAACCAGUUCGCCACUUGGUGCGUAAGGACAUCAUUGCUAGGAGAAAUAAAAAACAAAAAAUCUUGCAAGCAGUAGCUGUAGCUGAGUGUGUCGAUAGUUGCAUUAGCGAAAUAUCGCGUCUGUUGUUUUUAAAUAUUUUCACACAUUUUUCAUAGUCAUAGUCAAUAAACGGUCACAAUAGUUGAUCGGCAAAUCGGAAAGCGGCUAUUGAAAAGCAGUAGAACGAGUACCUCCUCCUGAACGGGUCUGAAUAUUUUUUCUCAUUCAUUUCCACAAACUUGUUACUUAAAUACUAUCUUGAAGUAUCUAAUUUUGUAUUAUCUUUAAUCUGUAAUGCUUUGUAUUGUAAAUAUUUGUACUGAAUAAUUGGUGUUCUUUGAUCUUGAAUUGUUUUACUAAACUAUAAACUUUAAAUACUAACGACUAAUGUCCGUCCAAUUUUAAAAUUAUAGUCUCAACUCGAAUAAUCAACGUUUAGGAAAUAUAUUGUGCCUUUUUAUAUUUUUAAAAUACAAAUUUUAUUAUACAUGCAAAUAUA
Molecule: messenger RNA, 5270 nt
Organism: Teleopsis dalmanni
Lineage: Eukaryota; Metazoa; Arthropoda; Insecta; Diptera; Diopsidae
Exons: 7
Coding region: 147-2570 (807 amino acids)
Source: RefSeq, a predicted model, not a curated record